Messenger RNA from Camellia sinensis, 773 nucleotides. The record is from RefSeq and is a predicted model, not a curated record. NCBI's taxonomy places the organism in Eukaryota, Viridiplantae, Streptophyta, Magnoliopsida, Ericales, Theaceae.
UGGUCGGUGUGGAGAAAGUCAAUGCCCAGAACUUUGUCUUUGCACCGAGGUUUUCCUUUGCUUUGCAAAUUCAGUUGCAUCAACACGCUUCAUGUUGCAAGAUGAGUUCAACAUACAGACCACCCAGUGCGAUAAUUGCAUUAUUGGAUUCAUGUUCUGCCUACAACAGUUAGCCUGUAUAUUUUCCAUUGUUGCUUGUGUUACUGGAAUGGAAGAACUUCAAGAGGCUUCUCAGAUACUGUCCUGUUUGGCAGAUAUGGUUUAUUGCACGGUUUGUGCUUGUAUGCAGACACAACACAAGGUUGAGAUGGACAAAAGAGAUGGCAAGUUUGGACCACAACCGGCAAUGGCAAUACCUCCUGUUCAACAUAUGUCGCGUAUGGAUCAGCCAUUUCCUCCCUCAGUCGGAUACCCACCUCAACAACCAUAUGGCUAUCCACCACCACCACCUCAACAACCAUAUGGCUAUCCUCCACCACCACCACCACAAGCCCAAUACCCACCAGCUGGUUAUCCUCCACCUGCCGCAGCUUAUCCUCCACCAGCUGGUUAUCCCAGGUGAUCUUUCAAAUUAAUUCAUGUUGAUGUGAGCAAAGGAAAGUAGUAUUCAUGACAAAGAUGCAUUUGAGAGAUUGUCAGCUUUGUGUGUGAUUUGAUUGAAUACAACUCCGGAUAUACAAUUUGUGUGCUCUUCUUUUUAUUUUAAUUGUAAGAAAUUAAGUUGUAGUGGUUUGGUGUUUUAUAUCAAUAAAUAAUGAGUUUGUUUUUGUCAA